Molecule: messenger RNA, 133 nt
Organism: Racocetra fulgida
Lineage: Eukaryota; Fungi; Glomeromycota; Glomeromycetes; Diversisporales; Gigasporaceae
Source: the annotation of a GenBank genome assembly
AUGCCCAAUCUUUUGAAAAAGGUAAGCCAAAUUUCACAUUUUUUAUUAAAAAUUUUGGAGCCAAAAAAUAAUAAGGAAAUAUUGAUCUUUCACCCGGAUCUAGAUCUUCAAAUUCCAACUCGCAUUCCAACAA